GUUCGGCAGCUGCAAGGAUAUUUUGUCGCCGUUGUUUGCCGAAAUUUAGUGCACCGUCGGGAACUGUGAUGAUGUUUGGACUUUUCAGAGCAGUUCAAACUUUUCGUGGAAUCGGUUCGACUGUUUUCCUACCGUGCCGGUGGGUGUUGUGAGCGCGAACGACAAGUGUUUGAUUGAUUAUUUACAUCCGGAAAGAACUCCAAGCACUUUGACUGGAGUGAUUCAGAAGUUUCCAACAAGCAUAUUGAAAAGUGAAUGAUGUGUGCAACGAAUCGUUGACGAGAAUGGGAACGAAUGCGGUGCAAACUUUCUGUUAACGACGGAGUGAGCCAAAGCACGAAAUUGUACAGUUGUUGAAAUGCUGCCAUAAUUUAUGACUUCGGGUAUUGUUGGUGACACUGCAGGAGAAAGUUGAAAAUGGGAGACUUCGGUUCCGACAGUGAGGACAGCGAUGGAGAAGGAGGGCUUGGUAACGUCAGCCGCGUCAUCAUUAGACCCCCGGGUCACAGCGGCAAAGCCAAAAGAGGCCACCUAUGCUUCGACGCAGCAUUUGAAACGGGUAACCUCGGUCGGGUGGACUUGGUUGGGGAAUUCGAGUACGAUCUAUUCCUCCGUCCGGACACCUGCAAUCCACGUUACCGGUUUUGGUUCAACUUCACCGUCGACAACGUCAAGCAGGAUCAACGGGUGAUUUUCAACAUUGUAAAUAUCAACAAGAACAGGAAUUUGUUCAAAGACGGAAUGACGCCACUGGUGAAAUCCAGUAGUCGGCCGAAAUGGCAGCGACUACCCCGGUGCGAGGUGUUCUACUACAAGUCGGCGAUCCAUCAGAACCACUACGUGUUGAGUUUCGCUUUCGGAUUCGACAAGGAAGACGAGGUUUACCAGUUUGCGUUGACGUUUCCGUACUCGUACUCGAAGCUGCAAGCAUACCUGAACGCACUGGAAUCCAAGUUUCCGGAGUCGUUUGAGCGGACAACUUUGGGUAUGACUGUCCAAAAUCGUAAGCUCGAACUGAUCACGUUCGAUGAUGUGAAGAAACCAGACAAGGUGGAUCAGAAGAAUGUCAUUCACAUGGUUGUGGUUUUUGCGAGAAUACAUCCCGGGGAAUCGCCCGCAUCUUACGUUGUACAAGGACUAAUUGAAUAUCUGGCAGCAGCAAAUCAGCCAAUAUCGAAAGCCCUGCGAGAGAAUGUAGUGUUCAAGAUUAUACCGAUGCUCAAUCCAGAUGGAGUGUUCUUAGGUAACAAUCGAUGCAACGUAAUUGGGCACGAUCUGAAUAGGUCGUGGAACAAGAUGUCUCAGUACACACAUCCGACGUUGUUUGCCGCCAUGAAGAUGCUCAAGGAAUAUGACAAUUCAAGUUGUUACCAGGUGGACUUCGUAAUCGACAUACAUGCCCAUUCGAGUUUAACAGGGACCUUUAUCUACGGUAGUACGUAUGACAAUGUGUACAGAUAUGAACGACACUUAGUAUUUCCGAAGCUGUUCGCAGCUAAGUGCGAAGACUUCUGCCAGGAACAUAUGAUGUUCAACGCAGAUGAUCGCAAGUCUGGAACCGCCCGAAGGCAUUUUGUGGAAGCACUUAGUGACAAUGUCAAUACCUACACAUUGGAGGUAUCCAUGUGCGGAUAUUUUCUUAACGAUACCAAUGUAAUGACGCAGUAUACUGAAGACGGAUAUAUGCGAAUUGGCCGUAACUUGGCGCGAACUUUCCUUGAGUACUACCGCUUUACAAACAUCUUGCCAAUCCCUCCGGUGGAUGAACUACGGCCUCGUAAAGGUCGACCCCGCACGCAUCGCCCACGGGCUCGAUCACGAACUCGCAGUGAAGUUCGUGUGCGUCCCAAAACAGUCCGAACUUACGCUCCCAUUAGCUAUACUGAUCUCUCGAUCUGCUACGACACCGAUACCUCGAACGAGGGCUCACCCGUACGCUACAUGUACUCAAACUACGGUGGUUUCAGGAUGCGUGCCCUCGGGCCUCCGGAUCAGUACUCGUUGUCCAACAUCCAGGCGGCUCGCUUCAGCAAUUUGGAUUUUAGCAGCGAUUACCGAUUCAAGGUGACACCGAAGCCCAAAACGGCUCCGGAGCACAAGAUGCCCCCGAUCGAGAUAUUGACCGUACCGCCAAAGCCCUGCCUUACCAUUAUAGACUUCAAUCAGCUCACGCGUGGUGGCCUCGAAGAAGCCACCUCCGGACGGAAGCUUGACCGCGAGAAGGAGAAAAUUCGGCGCCACACGUUUAAGAGCAGUUCAAGAAAAGCGUAA
Molecule: messenger RNA, 2271 nt
Organism: Armigeres subalbatus
Lineage: Eukaryota; Metazoa; Arthropoda; Insecta; Diptera; Culicidae
Product: cytosolic carboxypeptidase 6
Exons: 7
Coding region: 418-2271 (617 amino acids)
Biological process (GO): protein side chain deglutamylation; proteolysis
Molecular function (GO): metallocarboxypeptidase activity; zinc ion binding
Source: RefSeq, a predicted model, not a curated record